Salvelinus sp. IW2-2015 is the source of this 1055-nucleotide messenger RNA. The record is from RefSeq and is a predicted model, not a curated record. NCBI's taxonomy places the organism in Eukaryota, Metazoa, Chordata, Actinopteri, Salmoniformes, Salmonidae.
AGGGUUCUGCUAAAUGACUAAAAUGUAUGUGGAGAUUUCAUUCAGGUCUCCCUGUUUUAAUCACUCUGUUUGUCUUUGGCAGAAGACCGACCAGACUCAGAGGAACCGGAGCCGUCUGAACCAGCGAGACUACACACUGUUCCCAGUGUGGAAAGAGUUUUACCCAUUUAGGGAAUCUUAAAACCAUAAAGAGAACACAUGCAGAGAAGAAGUCUUACAACUGCUCUCAGUGUGGAAUGAGUUUUACCCGGUUAGGGAACCUAAAAUCGCAUGAGAGAAUACACACAGGAGAGAAGCCUUACCACUGCUUCCAGUGUGGAAAGAGAUUUAUCGAGCCAGCACAACUGAAAGUUCAUUGGAGAAAACACACAGGGGAAAAACCAUUCCAAUGCUCUCAGUGUGGAAAUACAUUUUCCCGAUCAGGGGACCUGAAAUCACAUGAGMGAACACACACAGGGGAAAAGCCUUACCACUGUUCCAAUUGUGAAAAGAGUUUCAGUUGGUCAGGGCAACUGAAAGAGCAUAAGAGAAUACACACAGGAGAAAAGCCAUUCCAAUGCUCGCAGUGUGGAAAGAGUUUUACCCGGAUAGGGAACCUGAGAACACAUGAGAAAAUGCAUACAGGAGAAAAGCCGUUCCAAUGCUCUCAGUGUGGAAAGAGUUUUACUCAAUUAAGGAGCCUGAAAAGUCAUGAGAGGACACACACAGGGGAGAAGCCUUUCCAAUGAUCUCAGUGUGGAAACGGUUUUACCCGGUUAGGGUACCUGAAAACACAUGAGGUGACACACAAAGGAGAGUAGCCUCACCUCUGCUCCCAGUGUGAAAGAGUUUUACCCAAUUAAGGGUCCUGAAAGAGCAGGAGAGACUCUUCAUGUCACUGCUCAUUGUGGAAAGACAUGUUCUGGUUUUGACUGAGAAUUUGUGUUUUUGUCAUGAAAUCUAAUUGUCUAUAUUAAAUCAUACUCACAAAUAGGUCGACAUUUGUUUUUUUUAUAUUUGAGAUUCUUCAAAGUAGCCACCCUUUGCCUUGAUGACAGCUUUGCACACUCUUGGCA